AUGGCAGAGAAGGAGGAGUCAGUGGUCCUCUGGCUUCCAUCCUUCACUGUGACAUCACAACUAAUCCAUUCAUCAAGAUCUUUGGAAAUAGAAAGAACAGCAAACGCCACAACGCAAUCAGCACUUACUACAAAUGAAAGGACUGCGACACAUACGGCAGAACCUUCUACCACAAACUCUACCACUGUAAUGACUUCUCCCGGUUCUGCAGAAACAAUCAGCAUGGAGUCAUCUACAGAUGUAAAGAGUUCAUAUUCCUGGACACUUACCUCUCAGGGAUCCACUACUGGGAUUACAAAUUAUAAUACUUCAUCUAUUACUGUGACAACUAAUGAGACUUUACCGCUUUCCACCCGGAGUCCAACAUUGUCACCGGAGACAACCAACCACAGCUCAGAACAGACGGACUCAACGCUUUCAUUGCUUUCUGGGGUCACAAUAAGUCGCAGUGACUCUUCAGUGUCAACGUCUGCGGUUACAAAUGUUCUGAGCACCUCUCAGGAGCUAUCUACCUCAUUACCCCUUUCUUCCUCAUUCCAGUCUACAAAGGAGAGUCACACUGAAAACUAUAUGACAAACAUUAUGUCUGAGAGUUCAGAAUCCUCCACUGCGCUGGAAACAUCACAAUCAAUCGAACCAACAAUGUCUCCAACAAUCACCGACACAAGUCCUUCUAGUACAUUGAAAAGUGAUACAUCUACUAUUUCUCAGACAUCUGAGAGAUCAACUGUAGCCAAAUCAUCUUCUUCUACUGAAGAAAUAUCUCCAUCAACGUCACCUCUUGUUCCAUCGCACACCUCCCCAACAUCACAAACAUCCACACAACCCGAACCAUCACAUUCAUCUCCAUCAGACGUUUCUCCAUCAACAGAAUCAACACCCUCUGUGGGCACAUCACCCACCAUGACUGUGAUCUCCACAUCCUAUACUCAUCAACCAUCAGAAUCCUCCACUGCAUUGGAAACCUCCCAAUCAAUCGAGCCAACAAUGUCUCCAACAAUGACCGACACAAGUCCUUCUAGUACAUUGAAAACUGAAUCAGCUACUAUUUCUCAAACAACUGAGGGGUCAACUUUAUCUAAAUCAUCUUUUUCUACUGGAGAAGUAUCUUCAUCAACCUCACCACUUGUUCCAUCGCACACCUCCCCAACAUCACAAACAUCGACAUCACCCGAAACAUCAAAUUCAUCUCCAACAUCAGAAGGUUCUCCAUCAACAGAAUCAACACCAUCUAUGGGCACAUCACCCACCAUGACUGUGAUCUCCACAUCCUCUACUCAUCAACCAUCAGAAUCCUCCAAUCCGCUAGAAAACGCACAAUCAAUUGUACCAACAAUGUCUCCAACAAUGACCAACACAAGUCCUUCUAGUACAUUUAAAAUUGAAUCAGCUACUAUUUCUCAAAUAACUGAGAGAUCAACUGUAGCCAAAUCAUCUGCUUCUACUGGAGAAGUAUCUCCAUCAACUUCACCUCUUGUUCCAUCGCACACCUCCCCAACAUCACAAACCUCAACAUCACCCGAAACAUCACAUUCAUCUCCGACAUCAGAAGUUUCUCCAUCAACAGAAUCAACACCCUCUGUGGGCACAUCACCCACCAUGACUGUGAUCUCCACAUCCUCUGCCCAUCAACCAUCAGAAUCCUCCACUCCACUGCAAACCUCACAAUCAAUCGAGCCAACAAUGUCUCCAACAAUGACCGACACAAGUCCUUCUAGUACAUUGAAAAGUGAUACAUCUACUGUUUAUCAGACCUCUGAGGGAUCAACUUUAUUUAAAUCAUCUGCUUCUACUGGAGAAAUAUCUCCAUCAACUUCACCUCUUGUUCCAUUGCACACCUCCCCAACAACACAAACAGCAACAUCACCUGAAACAUCAUAUUCAUCUCCAUCAUCAGAAGUUUCCACAUCAACAGAAUCAACACCCUCUGUGGGCACAUCACCCACCAUGAUGGUGAUCUCCACAUCCUCUACUCAUCAACCAUCAGAAUCCUCCACUGCAUUGGAAACCUCACAAUCAAUCCAACCAACAAUGUCUCCAACAAUGACCGACACAAGUCCUUCUAGUACAUUGAAAACGGAAUCAGCUACUAUUUCUCAAACAACUGAGGGAUCAACUGUAGCCAAAUCAUCUUUUUCUACUGGAGAAGGAUCUCCAUCAACUUCACCUCUUGUUCCAUCGCACACCUCCCCAACAACAUCAACAUCACCCAAAACAUCACAUUCAUCUCCAACAUCAGAAUAUUCUCCAUCAACAGAAUCAACACCCUCUGUGGGCACAUCACCCACCAUGACUGUGAUCUCCACAUCGUCUACUCAUCAACCAUCAGAAUCCUCCACUCCAUUGGAAACCUCAAAAUCAAUCGAACCAACAAUGUCUCCCACAAUGACAGACACAAGUUCUAUUACUUUUAAAAGUGAAUCAACUACUAUUUCUCAAACAACUGAGGGAUCAACUGUAGCCAAAUCAUCUUUUUCUUUUGGAGAAGUAUCUCCAUCAACCUCACCUCUUGUUCCAUCGCACACCUCCCCAACAACAUCAACAUCAACACCACCCAAAACAUCACAUUCAUCUCAAACGUCAGAAGUUUCUCCAUCAACAGAAUCAUCGCCCUCUGUGGGCACAUCACCCACCAUGACUGUGAUCUUAACAUCAUCUACUCAUCAACCAUCAGAAUCCUCCACCCCAUUGGAAACCUCACAAUCAAUCGAACCAACAAUGUCUCCAACAAUGACAGACACAAAUCAUUUUAAUACGUUGAAAACUGACACAUCUACUAUUUCUCAAACAACUGAGGGAUCAACUUUAUCUAAAUCAUCUUUUUCUACAGGGGAAGUAUCUCCAUCAUCUUCACCUCUUGUUCCAUCGCACACCUCCUCAACAUCACAAACAUCAACAUCACCCGAAACAUCACAUUCAUCUCAAACAUUAGAAGUUUUUCCAUCAACAGAAUCAACACCCUCUGUGGGCACAUCACCCACCAUGACUGUGAUCUCCAUAUCCUCUACUCAUCAACCAUUAGAAUCCUCCACUCCAUUGGAAACCUCACAAUCAAUCGAACCAACAAUGUCUCCAACAAUGACCAACACAAGUCCUUCUAGUACAUUGAAAAUGGAAUCAGCUACUAUUUUUCAGACAACUGAGGCUUCAACUUUAUCUAAAUCAUCCAUUUCUACUGGAGAAGUAUCUCGAUCAACCUCACCUCUUGUUUCAAUGCACACCUCCCCACCAAAACAAACAUCAACACCAUCUGAAACAUCACAUUCAUCUCCAACAUCAGAAAUUUCCACAUCAACAGAAUCAACACCCUCUGUGGGCACAUCACCCACCAUGACUGUGAUCUCCACAUCCUCUACUCAUCAACCAUCAGAGUCCUCCACUCCAUUGGAAACUUCAAAAUCAAUUGUACCAACAAUGACCAACACAAGUCCUACUAGUACAUUGAAAACGGAAUCAGCUACUACUUCUCAAACAACUGAGGGAUCAACUUUAUCUAAAUCAUCUUCUUCUACUGGAGAAGGAUCUCCAUCAACCUCACCUCUUGUUCCAUCGCACACCUCCCCAGAAACACAAACAUUAACACAACCUGAAACAUCACAUUCAUCUCCAACAUCAGACGUUUCUCCAUCAACAGAAUCAACACCCUCUGUGGGCACAUCACCCACCAUGACUGUGAUCUCCACAUCCUCUACUCAUCAACCAUCAGAAUCCUCCACUCCAUUGGAAACCUCACAAUCAAUCGAACCAACAAUGUCUCCAACAAUGACUGACACAAGUUCUAGUACUUUUAAAAGUGAAUCAACUACUAUUUCUCAAACAACUGAGGGAUCAACUGUAGCCAAAUCAUCUUUUUCUACUGGAGAAGUAUCUCCAUCAACUUCACCUCUUGUUCCAUCGCACACCUCCCCAACAUCACAAACAUCAACACCCCCCGAAACAUCACAUUCAUCUCCAACAUCAGAAGUUUCUCCAUCAACAGAAUCAACACCAUCUGUGGGCACAUCACCCACCAUGACUGUGAUCUCCACAUCAUCUACUCAUCAACUAUCAGAAUCCUCCACUCCAUUGGAAACCUCACAAUCAAUUGUACCAACAAUGUCUCCAACAAUGACCGACACAAAUCCUUCUAGUACAUUUAAAAUGGAAUCAGCUACUAUUUCUCAAUCAACUGAGGGAUCAACUUUAUCUAAAUCAUCUGCUUCUACUGGAGAAGUAUCUUCAUCAACCUCACCUCUUGUUCCACCACACACCUCCCCAACACCACAAACAUCAACAUCACCUGAAACAUCACAUUCAUCUCCGACAUCAGAACUUUCCACAUCAACAGAAUCAACACCCUCUGUGGGCACAUCACCCACCAUGACUGUGAUCUCCACAUCAUCUACUCAUCAACCAUCAGAAUCCUCCACUCCAUUGGAAACCUCACAAUCAAUUGAGCCAACAAUGUCUCCAACAAUGACCAAAACAAGUCCUUCUAGUACAUUGAAAACCGAAUCAGCUACUAUUUAUCAAACAACUGAGGGAUCAACUUUAUCUAAAUCAUCUGCUUCUACUGGAGAAGUAUCUCCAUCAACCUCACCUCUUGUUCCAACGCACACCUCCACAACAACAUCAACAUCACCCAAAACAUCACAUUCAUCUCCAACAUCAGAAGAUUCUCCAUCAACAGAAUCAACACCCUCUGUGGGCACAUCACCCACCAUGACUGUGAUCUCCACAUCCUCUACUCAUCAACCAUCAGAAUCCUCCACUGCGCUGGAAACCUCCCAAUCAAUUGUACCAACAAUGUCUCCCACAAUGACCGACACAAGUCCUUCUAGUACAUUGAAAAGUGAAUCAGCUACUAUUUCUCAAACAACUGAGGGGUCAACUUUAUCUAAAUCAUCUUUUUCUACAGGAGAAGUAUCUUCAUCAACCUCACCUCUUGUUCCAUCGCACACCUCCCCAACAACACAAACAUCAACACCACCCAAAACAUCACAUUCAUCUCCAACAUCAGAAGAUUCUCCAUCAACAGAAUCAACACCUUCUGUGGGCACAUCACCCACCAUGACUGUUAUCCCCACAUCCUCUACUCAGCAACCAUCAGAAUCCUCCACCCCAUUGGAAACUUCAAAAUCAAUUGUACCAACAAUGUCUCAAACAAUGACCGACACAAGUCUUUCCAGUACAAUGAAAAGUGAUAUAUCUACUGCUUAUCAGACAUCUGAGGGGUCAACUGUAGCCAAAUCAUCUGCUUCUACUGGAGAAAUAUCUCCAUCAACCUCAUCUCUUGUUCCAUCGCACACCUCCCCAGAAACACAAACAUUAACACAACCUGAAACAUCACAUUCAUCUCCAACAUCAGACGUUUCUCCAUCAACAGAAUCAACACCCUCUGUGGGCACAUCACCCACCAUGACUGUGAUCUCCACAUCCUCUACUCAUCAACCAUCAGAAUCCUCCACUCCAUUGGAAACCUCACAAUCAAUUGUACCAACAAUGUCUCCAACAAUGACCGACACAAGACCUUCUAGUACAUUUAAAAUGGAAUCAGGGAGUAUUUCUCCAACAACUGAGGGAUCAACUUUAUCUAAAUCAUCUGCUUCUACUGGAGAAGUAUCUCCAUCAACCUCACCUCUUGUUCCAACGCACACCUCCCCAACAUCACAAACAUCACCCGAAACAUCACAUUCAUCUCCAACAUCUGAAGUUUCUCCAUCAACAGAAUCAACACCCUCUGUGGGCACAUCACCCACCAUGACUGUGAUCUCCACACCGUCUACUCAUCAACCAUCAGAAUCCUCCACUCCAUUGGAAACCUCACAAUCAAUCGAACCAACAAUGUCUCCAACAAUGACCGACACAAGUUCUAGUACUUUUAAAAGUGAAUCAACUACUAUUUCUCAAACAAUUGAGGGAUCAACUGUAGCCAAAUCAUCUUUUUCUACUGGAGAAGUAUCUCCAUCAACUUCACCUCUUGUUCCAUCGCACACCUCCCCAACAUCACAAACAUCAACACCCCCCGAAACAUUACAUUCAUCUCCAACAUCAGAAGUUUCUCCAUCAACAGAAUCAACACCAUCUGUGGGCACAUCACCCACCAUGACUGUGAUCUCCACAUCCUCUACUCAUCAUCAACCAUCAGAAUCCUCCACUCCAUUGGAAACCUCACAAUCAGUUGUACCAACAAUGACCGACACAAGUCCUUCUAGUACAUUUAAAAUGGAAUCAGCUACUAUUUCUCAAUCAACUGAGGCAUCAGCUUUAUCUAAAUCAUCUGCUUCUACUGGAGAAGUAUCUUCAUCAACUUCACCUCUUGUUCCAUCGCACACCUCCCCAACAUCACAAACAUCAACAUCACCUGAAACAUCACAUUCAUCUCCGACAUCAAAACUUUCCACAUCAACAGAAUCAACACCAUCUGUGGGCACAUCACCCACCAUGACUGUGAUCUCCACAUCAUCUACUCAUCAACCAUCAGAAUCCUCCACUCCAUUGGAAACCUCACAAUCAAUUGAGCCAACAAUGUCUCCAACAAUGACCAAAACAAGUCCUUCUAGUACAUUGAAAACCGAAUCAGCUACUAUUUAUCAAACAACUGAGGGAUCAACUUUAUCUAAAUCAUCUGCUUCUACUGGAGAAGUAUCUCCAUCAACCUCACCUCUUGUUCCAACGCACACCUCCACAACAACAUCAACAUCACCCAAAACAUCACAUUCAUCUCCAACAUCAGAAGAUUCUCCAUCAACAGAAUCAACACCUUCUGUGGGCACAUCACCCACCAUGACUGUGAUCUCCACAUCCUCUACUCAUCAACCAUCAGAAUCCUCCACUGCGCUGGAAACCUCCCAAUCAAUUGUACCAACAAUGUCUCCCACAAUGACCGACACAAGUCCUUCUAGUACAUUGAAAAGUGAAUCAGCUACUAUUUCUCAAACAACUGAGGGGUCAACUUUAUCUAAAUCAUCUUUUUCUACAGGAGAAGUAUCUUCAUCAACCUCACCUCUUGUUCCAUCGCACACCUCCCCAACAACACAAACAUCAACACCACCCAAAACAUCACAUUCAUCUCCAACAUCAGAAGAUUCUCCAUCAACAGAAUCAACACCUUCUGUGGGCACAUCACCCACCAUGACUGUUAUCCCCACAUCCUCUACUCAGCAACCAUCAGAAUCCUCCACCCCAUUGGAAACUUCAAAAUCAAUUGUACCAACAAUGUCUCAAACAAUGACCGACACAAGUCUUUCCAGUACAAUGAAAAGUGAUAUAUCUACUGCUUAUCAGACAUCUGAGGGGUCAACUGUAGCCAAAUCAUCUGCUUCUACUGGAGAAAUAUCUCCAUCAACCUCAUCUCUUGUUCCAUCGCACACCUCCCCAGAAACACAAACAUUAACACAACCUGAAACAUCACAUUCAUCUCCAACAUCAGACGUUUCUCCAUCAACAGAAUCAACACCCUCUGUGGGCACAUCACCCACCAUGACUGUGAUCUCCACAUCCUCUACUCAUCAACCAUCAGAAUCCUCCACUGCGCUGGAAACCUCCCAAUCAAUUGUACCAACAAUGUCUCCAACAAUGACCGACACAAGACCUUCUAGUACAUUUAAAAUGGAAUCAGGGAGUAUUUCUCCAACAACUGAGGGAUCAACUUUAUCUAAAUCAUCUGCUUCUACUGGAGAAGUAUCUCCAUCAACCUCACCUCUUGUUCCAUCGCACACCUCCCCAACAUCACAAACAUCACCCGAAACAUCACAUUCAUCUCCAACAUCUGAAGUUUCUCCAUCAACAGAAUCAACACCCUCUGUGGGCACAUCACCCACCAUGACUGUGAUCUCCACAUCGUCUACUCAUCAACCAUCAGAAUCCUUCACUCCAUUGGAAACCUCACAAUCAAUCGAACCAACAAUGUCUCCAACAAUGACCGACACAAGUUCUAGUACUUUUAAAAGUGAAUCAACUACUAUUUCUCAAACAAUUGAGGGAUCAACUGUAGCCAAAUCAUCUUUUUCUACUGGAGAAGUAUCUCCAUCAACUUCACCUCUUGUUCCAUCGCACACCUCCCCAACAUCACAAACAUCAACACCCCCCGAAACAUCACAUUCAUCUCCAACAUCAGAAGUUUAUCCAUCAACAGAAUCAACACCAUCUGUGGGCACAUCACCCACCAUGACUGUGAUCUCCACAUCCUCUACUCAUCAUCAACCAUCAGAAUCCUCCACUCCAUUGGAAACCUCACAAUCAAUUGUACCAACAAUGACCGACACAAGUCCUUCUAGUACAUUUAAAAUGGAAUCAGCUACUAUUUCUCAAUCAACUGAGGCAUCAGCUUUAUCUAAAUCAUCUGCUUCUACUGGAGAAGUAUCUUCAUCAACUUCACCUCUUGUUCCAUCGCACACCUCCCCAACAUCACAAACAUCAACAUCACCUGAAACAUCACAUUCAUCUCCGACAUCAAAACUUUCCACAUCAACAGAAUCAACACCAUCUGUGGGCACAUCACCCACCAUGACUGUGAUCUCCACAUCAUCUACUCAUCAACCAUCAGAAUCCUCCACUCUAUUGGAAACCUCACAAUCAAUUGUACCAACAAUGUCUCCAACAAUGACCGACACAAGUCCUUCUAGUACAUUGAAAACCGAAUCAGCUACUAUUUCUCAAACAACUGAGGGAUCAACUUUAUCUAAAUCAUCUGCUUCUACUGGAGAAGUAUCUCCAUCAACCUCACCUCUUGUUCCAACGCACACCUCCACAACAUCACAAACAUCAACAUCACCCAAAACAUCACAUUCAUCUCCAACAUCAGAAGAUUCUCCAUCAACAGAAUCAACACCCUCUGUGGGCACAUUACCCACCAUGACUGUGAUCUCCACAUCCUCCACUCAUCAACCAUCAGAAUCCUCCACUCCAUUGAAAACCUCCCAAUCAAUUGUACCAACAAUGUCUCCAACAAUGACCGACACAAGUUCUAGUACUUUUAAAAGUGAAUCAACUACUAUUUCUCAAACAACUGAGGGAUCAACUGUAGCCAAAUCAUCUUUUUCUACUGGAGAAGUAUCUCCAUCAACCUCACCUCUUGUUCCAUCGCACACCUCCCCAACAUCACAAACAUCAACAUCACCUGAACCAUCACAUUCAUCUCCAUCAGAAGUUUCUCCAUCAACAGAAUCAACACCCUCUGUGGGCACAUCACCCACCAUGACUGUGAUCUCCACAUCCUCCACUCAUCAACCAUCAGAAUCCUCCACUCCAUUGGAAACCUCCCAAUCAAUCGAACCAACAAUGUCUCCAACAAUGACCGACACAAGUCCUUCUAGUACAUUGAAAACUGAAUCAGCUACUAUUUCUCAAAUAACUGAGGGAUCAACUUUAUCUAAAUCAUCUGCUUCUACUGGAGAAGUAUCUCCAUCAACCUCACCUGUUGUUCCAUCGCACACCUCCCCAACAACACAAACAUCAACACCACCUGAAACAUCACAUUCAUCUCCAACAUCAGAAAUUUCUCCAUCAACAGAAUCAACACCCUCUGUGGGCACAUCACCCACCAUGACUGUGAUACCAAUAUCGUCUACUCAUCAACCAUCAGAAUCCUCCACCCCAUUGGAAACCUCACAAUCAAUCGAACCAACAAUGUCUCCAACAAUGACCGACACAAGUCCUUCUAGUACAUUGAAAACUGAAUCAGCUACUAUUUCUCAAUCAACUGAGGCAUCAGCUUUAUCUAAAUCAUCUGCUUCUACUGGAGAAGUAUCUCCAUCAACGUCACCUCUUGUUCCAUCGCACACAUCCCCAACAUCACAAACAUCAACACCAUCUGAAACAUCACAUUCAUCUCCGACAUCAGAACUUUCCACAUCAACAGAAUCAACACCAUCUGUGGGCACAUCACCCACCAUGUCUGUGAUCUCCACAUCCUCUACUCAUCAACCAUCAGAAUCCUCCACUCCAUUGGAAACCUCACAAUCAAUUGUACCAACAAUGUCUCCAACAAUGACCAACACAAGUCCUUCUAGUACAUUGAAAACGGAAUCAGCUACUAUUUCUCAAACAACUGAGGGAUCAACUUUAUCUAAAUCAUCUGCUUCUACUGGAGAAGUAUCACCAUCAACCUCACCUCUUGUUUCAACGCACAUCUCCCCAACAACAUCAACAUCACCCGAAACAUCACAUUCAUCUCCAACAUCAGAAGAUUCUCCAUCAACAGAAUCAACACCCUCUGUGGGCACAUCACCCACCAUGACUGUGAUCUCCACAUCCUCUACUCAUCAACCAUCAGAAUCCUCCACUGCGCUGGAAACCUCCCAAUCAAUUGUACCAACAAUGUCUCCAACAAUGACCGACACAAGUCCUUCUAGUAAAUUGAAAACUGAAUCAACAACUAUUUCUCAAACAACUGAGGGGUCAACUUUAUCUAAAUCAUCUGCUUCUACUGGAGAAGUAUCUCCAUCAACCUCACCUCUUGUUCCAUCGCACACCUCCCCAGAAACACAAACAUCAACACCACUUGAAACAUCACAUUCAUCUCUGACAUCAGAAGUUUCUCCAUCAACAGAAUCAACACCCUCUAAUCCUCCACUCCAUUGA
Molecule: messenger RNA, 10563 nt
Organism: Rana temporaria (common frog)
Lineage: Eukaryota; Metazoa; Chordata; Amphibia; Anura; Ranidae
Product: mucin-2-like
Exons: 3
Coding region: 1-10563 (3520 amino acids)
Source: RefSeq, a predicted model, not a curated record